Messenger RNA from Ambispora gerdemannii, 2994 nucleotides. The record is from the annotation of a GenBank genome assembly. NCBI's taxonomy places the organism in Eukaryota, Fungi, Glomeromycota, Glomeromycetes, Archaeosporales, Ambisporaceae.
AUGUCUGCGUUGAACUUUCGACCGAGAUAUUGGGCUGGAAAGUUAACUGUUUUCUUUAAAAAAGAUGUUGAAGCGUACAUCUUUGAUUCAGCGGGAUUAAUUGGCCAACAACAACAGCAGCUUGGUAUAAACGAUCAAGAAAGACGAAUGCAAUUAUCUGAACAAGAUCCGGACACCGAAUCUUCAGCUUCAACACACCAACGAGAAAUUGCAACUACACCUAAAAAAUUAAAGCUCACAUUAAAAGAAGAACAAGCAGAAGGUUUAAUCGAAUAUUUAAAAGUGAAUUCCCCAACUUUGGCAAAUUUAAACGAUUUGAAAUCCCUAAUUGAACAACCAAAUAGCAAUUUAUCAAUCGAAAUUCUGAUACAUGCAUUAGAGGUAUUACCAGCAAAGUACAAUUCUCAAACAUACGAUACCGAUACAGCUAUCAUAUUUGAACUACACUCUCGUAUUCUCGUAACUCUAUUGCACGAUAUUCGAUGUCAGUUGGAUACGACAAGUAGAACUCUUUCAAAACAACUUCGUGAGAAAAUAUAUGAAAACUUGACCAAUUUUGAACAUUUUCAUCAUCUAAACACCAUUGCUGUUAGCGCUGGCGUUUGGCGAAAUUACAAUGUUGACUUUUAUUUGGCAAUUUCUCGUGAUAUUUUGCAUUGCAUUCCAGACAAUGAAUCAAUACAUACUUCCUGUAUUGCGGCUGAAUUCACGCAACUUAUGAAUUACGGGGAACUUUCACUACUCCCUUCGUCAACAUCUCGAAAAAAUUUAUUGGGUGAUUGGGAAAUUGAUGCCGAUGCAUUUAAUCAGCAAUAUAAAGUAUGCGAUUGGCAUUUAGAUUGGUGUCGAUUGUAUCAACCUUAUCGCCAAUUAUACGAAUGGAUAAGUAAUGUGCGCAAAGAAAGUGCAGAAAUAGAAAUGAUUAAAAAGUAUGCUGAAAUACAAUUAUUUAAUGAGCUUUGGUUAAAUGCGAAUAACGUCUGGGCGCAUGAUACGUCUUUUGCGGGGGACUCGUGUGAAUUUUUUAGUGCUGGAACCAAUAAUCAAGAUGAUCUUUUUGGAAGCAACCCGAUAUCUCAUCCUAAUUCACUUUGGUUCGGUAUUUUGGAUAUAGUGCAUAAAGUAUUAAUAGAAAAUGAAAUUCAACAUCCGGUCAAUUUUAUUCUUUGCUAUUAUCUGGCGCUACGAUCAUUGGAAAAUUCACCAAGCGAUUUCAUCCGUUUCAAAGCCCUUGAGAUUUUAUUAUUUUUCAAAUGCAAAUAUAGUGAUUGGACAACUGCUGUCGAUUCGGAUUUAAAAGUUUAUCGACAACUAAACUCAGAUUCAUUGGUGAUGUCUCAAUUUGACGAACUCGUAGAAGCCAUUCAAAACAAAUGUAAAUAUGAAUUAACAAUACGAGACCAAACUGAUCAACUUUCUGUAAAAAAAGCAGAAAACAAGUCGAAUUCAAAAAACCCCUUCAGAAUCAAAUUACCUACAAACAACAAACUAAGUCAUCAUCAAAUUCUAUCAAAGGAAAUCACGAAACAUUUAAUGUGUCCCGUGUCAAAAAAGUUGACGAACGAAUUCACUCUUUAUCCGUGUGGACACGUUCUUGGUUCUGACUCCGUCGAGAAACCGGAUAAUCUUUUUUCGAAUAUAACUUGUUUUAAAUGUUCAACAAAAAUAAAAUAUAAAGAUUUAAGAACCAUAUCUGUCGCUGCUAUUAUAGAAGGUAUAGAAGAUCGACUCACUGAUACGGCGAAUUCAAAGUUAACGGAAAACACAUCUAUUAUUAAUAACAAUAGUAAUGAUAGUAGGAGAAGUAGUACAAUGAGAAACUCGAGUCUUUUUCGAGUACCUCGAAAGCUGUGCAGUGAACAACGUAAAGCAAAUGAAGCUUUAAUGCGACGAAAAUGGGAUUUAGCAAUCGUUCAUCUAAACAUAGUCUUAGAAGAUUAUUCAACCAGUUAUUCAACACGUUGCCUACGAGCAAAAACACUAUUACGAACACAUGAUUACGCAAGUGCAUUCGAAGAUUUAAACAUUGCAAUAAAGCAAAGUCCACGUCGAUUAGAAGCAUUUCGUAUUCGGGGAUACGCUUGGGGUUUAUUGAGACAUUGGGAUGAAUCAAUGAUCGAUCUACACAAAGCAUUAGAAAUUGAAAAAGAUAAUUCGGAUACACUUGGUGUUCGAGGUGCGAUAUAUGGAAUGAUGGGGAAAUACGAGGAAGCAUUGAAUGACUUAACAUUAUCUUUGAAAAAGGAACCGGAUAACGCAUUCUCAUUAAGAUAUCGUGGUUGGAUUAAUUUUAAUCUGAGAAACUACGAUCAAGCUUUGGAAGAUUUACAGAAAAGCUUGACUAGGGAACCUAAUAAUGCAUUUGCAAUUCGGCAUCGUGGAAUGGUAUAUCAUAUUCUGAGACAAUAUUCUAACGCAUUGUCAGAUUUCAAUAAGGCGAUACAAUUUAAUGAGGAGGAUUUUGUUAUCAUGCAACUUCGAGGCGACACAUAUAUGAAUCUGGGGUAUUUCAAUGAAGCGUUAGAUAAUUUAAAUAAAGUACUCGAUGAAAACUCUUCAAACAGCUUCGCAUUACAUACCCGCGGUACUGUUCUUCGUCUUCUACGUCGACACGAUGAAGCAUUACUCGAUCUUCACAAAGCAGUAAUGCUAGACCCACUAAAUGGGGUUGCACUUCGUCGUCGCGCCAGAUGUUACCAAGAGCUCGAAUACUAUAACGAAGCAUUUGUCGAUUUUGAGAGCGCGUUAAGCUCUGACCCUACAGAUAUUUACGCAUUGAAAGAGCGAAGUGAACUUUAUUGUCAGAUUGGUGAUUUUCAGAAAGCUAUUGAAGAUCUGAACGCGAUUGUCGAAUUGGAUCCGAAUAAUGUUGAUGGUUUCAAGCAACGUGGACUUUUGUACUUUCAAAUUGGAAUGCAGGAAGAAGCCAAGCGAGAUUGGGAACGUGUCAAGGAAUUCACUAAUGCCCUAAAAACAUUACUUAGAACGGCCUGA